Doryrhamphus excisus (bluestripe pipefish) is the source of this 5074-nucleotide messenger RNA. Lineage: Eukaryota; Metazoa; Chordata; Actinopteri; Syngnathiformes; Syngnathidae. The record is from RefSeq and is a predicted model, not a curated record.
GUUAAACGUGAUUAGUUUAUAUGUUGUGUAUUAUGCAAAAUGUUAACAAAUUUAGCAAUGUUUUAUGCAAACAUGUUUGAAAUGUUAGGACGUCAAUGAGCUAUACGUUAAGCUUUUUUUAAACAAGUUUGUUAGACGACACAAACAAGAUUACUCUAGGUAUCUACCACGUGAAUAUAUGCGCUUAGUUUGUCAAAUUAUCCAUAUUUUAUAAUUACAAAAUGUCACAGCGACAACAUAAAAUUAUGCAUUGUUCCUUUAACCACUCCGGUACAGUACGUAGCGUACGAAAACGUUGCAUGCGACCCCCCCUCAAAAACAAAAAUAAAAAGAAGGCAUGUUCCUUUAAUUCGAGAAGGUGGCAGUAAUGAGUUCCAGCUGCCGCCAAUCACCAACGAAGAAUAAAAGCAGGCAGUAUAUUCAGGUUGCCCGCCAAAUCCGAUUGUAAACAAAGUUCGACGGACAAACGAUGAAAUAGUUUGACGUUUCCAUUUAACAGCGACUACAUUCUCGUCGACAAUGAAUUGCAGUGGAAAAGGAGGUAGCGAUUCUAACCAGUUCGCUGGCAGCGGCGACAGUGAUUCCAUCAAAGUUUUUGUUCGAGUUCGACCUCUGACCCAGGGCACCGGACUAACCACUGAUGGUGAUCAGAGUCUAUGUCUCAAGGUCACCUCACCGAGUACUAUACGUCUCCUCUCAAAACCAGAGCCGCGAACCUUCACUUAUGAUCAUGUUGCAGACAUGGACACGUCUCAGGACUCUGUAUUUUCCAGUGUGGCCAAGAGUAUUGUAGAGUCAUGCAUGAAUGGAUACAACGGUACCAUUUUUGCCUAUGGCCAAACAGGUUCAGGGAAAACGUACACCAUGCUAGGACCUUCAGAGUUGGACAACUUUACAGAUGAACUGCGGGGUGUUAUUCCCCGCAGUUUUGAGUACCUGUUUUUUCUCAUUAACAGAGAAACGGAACGGUCUCAAUCCAAAAGUUUUCUCUGUAAAUGUUCCUUCAUUGAGAUUUACAAUGAGCAAGUUUUUGACCUCCUGGACACAGCCUCCGCUAGCUUGUUUGUCAGAGAGAACAUCAAGAAGGGGGUGUUUGUGGAGGGGGCUGUGGAGAAGUUUGUCAACUCUGCUGCUGAAGCCUACCAGGUGUUGUCUCGUGGUUGGCGUAAUCGCCGAGUGGCCUCCACUUCAAUGAACCGUGAGUCUUCCAGGUCUCACGCUGUCUUCACCAUGAUUCUGGAGUCCAAGGAGUCCAUGAAUGAAGUGGUGAACAUCAGAAUGUCUCAGCUCAACUUGGUGGAUCUGGCAGGCUCAGAGAGGCAGAAAGACACGCACACUGAAGGCUCCAGACUCAAGGAGGCCAGCAGUAUCAAUCGCUCCCUGAUGUGCCUCGGUCAAGUGAUUAUGGCUUUAGUUGACGUAUCUAAUGGGAAGAACCGCCACAUUUGCUAUAGAGACUCUAAACUCACCUUCCUGUUACGGGAUUCUCUUGGUGGAAAUGCAAAGACUUACGUCAUCGCCAACGUUCACCCCGGAUCAAAAUGUUUCGGGGAAACGUUGUCGACUCUGCAGUUUGCCCAGAGAGCAAAGCUGAUCAAGAACAAGGCCAUCGUCAAUGAAGACACUCAGGGAAAUGUGAGGCAGCUACAAGCCGAGGUGAAGAAGCUAAAGGAGCAGCUGGCACAGGCUCGCUCAUCUCAGCCAGUGCAUUAUGGGAGCGACGUCGCACCAGGAGGACCGGGGCUCCCGAUGUCCAAGCCAAGCAUAGACAUGGAACGUGAUGUCUUGUAUAAAGCCAAGUUUAUUGCCGCUGUUCGUUUGUGGAGGAAGCGUGAGGAAGAAAAGAGGGUGCUGCUUAAGAAACUGUCUCAGCUGGAGGAGGCCUGGACCCAGAAAGACAAGUUCAUCCACUCCAGUCGUCUGAUUGUUAAGUUCCGUGAGGAUCAUAUCAAUCGUCUCGAGAAGAAACUAAAGGCAGGAUCUGCCUCCCUUACGGACGAGGAGUCGCAGGCUCACAUUGACCAGCUGAAGCAAGAGAAUAAGAUUUUACGAGACCAGGUUGACCAUCACCCGAAGAUGACUCGCUAUGCAGCGGAGAACUACAGCCUCAGACAGGAGAAUCGUCAACUUCGCUCCCUUGUGUCGGAGGGGAACUCCGAAGAAGCUGGAACACAAGUUGCUGCCGAGCUGGAAGAAGAAUUCCAGAGGGCCAUCGAAACGGAAAGCAUUGCAGGAACAGGUGCUUUGACCUCCGUGGCUACCGAUGCUCUAACUGCAUCCGCAACGGAGAAGCUGAAAGCUCAACUGCUGCAGAAACAGUCGGAUCUCACAGCGGCUCUUCAGGCCUUUGAGGAGUACAAGGAGAUCACCAAGAAGCAGAUGUCUCAGUUGGAGUCUGACAGAAGAUACCUUGACAAGUCCAACAAGCAUUUGGAGAACAUUCUGGAAGCCACCAACGCCUACAAAAAGAAAGAAGUCUCUGAAUUGAAUAGAAUUCACGUGGAAACUCUGAAGAUUCUCACCACUCCCACCAAAGCGUAUAACCUGCGCUCCCGUCUCGUGCCCCUGGCCAGCCCGGAACACUUGACAGGCACCGACGAUAAUAACGCAGAUGACAUUUGGGCCGAGCCCCCUCCUUCAGACAUGACUGAGAUGGCGCUAACCGAAGAGCUGCGUCAAGUCCAGGAGCAAAUGAGUCACGUGCAGGCCCAGCUGGGGGAGGAGGAGCUAAAGAACAGGAACCUGAUUCAGCAAAUUGCAAAGCUAGAAGAGCAGAUCCAUGUAUUGUCACAGGAAUUUGGACAAAAGGAUGAACAACUUUCAACUGAGCGCGCCAACAAGAUCAGAGAUCAGCUCAAACUGCAGGAAACGAUCAACGGCCUGCACCAGAACCUUCAGUCUGAACAGGAAGCUUCAGAAGUUCUGAGAAGUGAGAUCCGUGACCUACGUCUGGUGCUGCAGUCUUCUGACAAAGAGCUGGCCGUAGCGAAGAAGGAGCUGGGAGACAAGCAAAGCGAGCAGCAGAGCGAAACAAGCCAACUCUCCAGCAGUCUGAUCACCACUCGGCUCCAGCUCGACAAAGUCCAACUGGAGUGGGAGCAGCUCCUGGAGCAGCAUCGGACUCUGCAGGAUUCCUUCGACCAGCUCCAAGCCGAGGCCAAGUUUGACGCGGAUCAUGCGAGACAGCAGCUGGAGGACGGGCAGCAGGAGAUGGGUGUACUGCGGGCCCGGAUUGCAGAAUUAAACGGUUCCCUGGAAACGGAGAAAAAGCACACUAGUACUUUGACCUCCCAGUUAAGAGAGAACAGAGAAAGUACAUCAAAGGAACUUGGUGAAACUGCUCAGGAGAACACACAUCUUAGGAAACAAGUCUCGGACCUGAGCGUACAAAUCCAACAGCAGGUAUCCAAAUUUGAUCACCUGGAGAAGAAUCUAUCCACUGCCAAGGAAACUAUAAAAGGCCUGGAGCAGAAGAUUGAACAGGACAAAGAUGUCGUUGUUGAUCUGAUCAACCAAACCAGAGACCUCCGGAGUGAGCUGAGUCAGAAGGACCAGACCAUUAGCCAUCAUUUGGAGGAUGUCACAGACCUCACAGCCAAGUACAACACUGCAAUCCUGGAACGAGAGGAUGUCAGCCGGAAGAACUCAAAGAUGCAAGCAGAAGUCACAGAACUGAAGGAGACAUUAGAGGGGAGCAUUGCAUCUAACAAAAUAGAGGUUGAGGUGUUGCAGGAGGAGAUGAUUUAUGCCAACGAGGAAGUGGAAAGACUCACAAAGGUCUUAGACGAGCAGAGCAGUCUCCUCCAAGCAGCUCAAGAGCAAACCGCUCAGAAGGACAUCCUCAUACAGACUCUACAGCAAAAGGUGCAGCAGCAGCACGACGCUGUGGAACAAACCAUAAGAAAUGGAGGUUUCAAACUUGUCGAGUCAACGCCUAAAUCCAUACUCAAGACCCCCAGCACCCCAGGGAGCUUCAGAAGGGACCUGACCCAGGUCCUGGAAAGCCAGGAGAGAGAACUGGAGAAUCGACGGUCCUCCAUGAUGACCAUGGAAAUCCUCUUAGUGGAGCUGAAUGCCGAGAGAGCUGCCAAGAAUGAGGAGAUUCAACGGCUCAAAACACAGUUGACUGAGAAAGAAAUGGCCCGCAUGGAGAUUCAGGGUUUGCUUGACCAGUUUUAUACCAAAAGGAGUCAGCUGUCUCAGAGCGGGAAUGCAAACAGCGAGGAGCUCACUGUCGGCAUCAAGCAGUCCAUCCUUAAAGAGCUACACGAGGAGAAAGAAGAGAAGGAGAAAGUGAUGCAAAGGCUUUUGGACACUCAAAAAAAAAUGCAGGCACAGGAAUCAGUAUUGGCCCAGUCGCAGACUUGUGUUCAGGAGUUGACCACGGAAUUGAGGAACCGCUGUCUGGAAGUCCGAGAGCUGAGCCUGCGGGUACAGGACGAGGACAAACUUCUCAAGGAGAAUGAGGUUCUCCGCAAGCAGAAUGUUCAGCUGUCAGAGGAGAACGGAAAGCUGGUAGGACACAAGAACCACAAACAGAGGAUUGAAUAUUUGGUGAAACUCAAGAAGAACAACACGAGACUCCAAGAGGAAAAUGAAAAGCUUCGAUCAGAGAUGAGCCUAUUACAACAGGACAGUGACAACACGGGACCCUUGAAAAUGCUGUAAAUCCCUGUGAAUGCUCUUUUUUUGGAUUUUUUUUUUUUUUUACUUUUGUUUGUAAACAAUUUUUUCAAUUGCCAUUUUGUUACUUCUUCUGUAUUGUACUUUUUGUCUUUUUCCCACAUUAAUUGGAAAAGGGUGUUUUACAUCAUCAUCAAUCCGUGUUCAUUCAUUUUCUACCACUUAUCCUCACAAGGAUCAUGGAGGUGCUGGAGCCUAUCCCAGCUUUGGGAGAAAAAAAAUAAAAUAAUACAUUUUAUUUGUAUAGUGCUUUCCAGAGUACUCAGACUCUUUAUAGUGAAGAGGAAAAAAAAGAGUUGAGUAAAAACAGUAAACGAUGCAUUAAAAUACAAUAUCCAUACAUUCACAGCUAAAAACAAGGCUAAAAUAUACAAGAAAAGCGCUACUUUUC